This is a messenger RNA of Microbotryum saponariae, 2462 nucleotides long. The record is from the annotation of a GenBank genome assembly. Lineage: Eukaryota; Fungi; Basidiomycota; Microbotryomycetes; Microbotryales; Microbotryaceae.
AUGGCUUCUCAAUCUGUUGACGUCCGUGAGUUGCUCUAGUCCCGGCCGGGAUUUACGGUGAUGUUUGGCCUGACAAUGCGUGUUCUCUGUUGCAGUAAUCAUCGGCGCUGGCCCGACGUAAGCCCCGAACUACUCGGUCCUCGUGCACUGAUCGCCGGCCAACCCGCCCGCCCAUCAUCACGGUCAUACUGAUGAUCCCUCGUGCGAUAAUCGUUCACAGCGGUCUUGGAGCUGCCAAGCGUCUCCACCAACUGGUACUCCACCCUGAUCCUCGGUGUGCCCUACAUCUUCUUCGUACACGCGCUGACCCCUUCCGGGUUCCCGCCACUUCUGCUCUCUCCCAACUACGCGCCCGCCUUUUCUCUCUCGCAGAAACACUCCAACUUCUUAAUUGUCGAUGCGGCUUCCGAAGCAGGUGGAUUGGCUUCGACGGAUACCACCCCCGAGGGUUUCUUGUUUGAUGUAGGAGGGUCAGUCUCCCCAACCCCCUUCUUUUGGGACGAGCCAUCUCGGCGCCACCCUCCGAGCACGAACUUGGGUUUAAGCGUACUGACGCAAUGCAAGUGCUAUGCCGUGUUUCCUUCAAUCAAUAGACACGUUAUUUUCUCCCACUACCUGUAAGUAACUCUUCGUUGCUCGGACCCUCCCUAGCGACCACGGAACGCGCUUCUGGCUUAUUGCGGAAACCGCCGAACGUGGGCUAGAAUUCGGAACGCGCGAGCUUGAACUCUUCCAAACUCACCCUCUCGAUCACCCUCUUCAGCUACUUUGACGAUGUCAUCAACGAGGCAUUGCCCAAGUCGGAUGAUUGGUACGAGCACGAGCGUGUCUCGUACGUUCGCUCAAAGGGCGCUUGGGUCCCUUACCCGUACCAGGUCAGUCACGGGUCUUCAUGUUCCGCCUCAGAAGACAGCACACUGAACCAAGCCCUUCUGUAGAACAACAUUACCAUGUUACCCGUCGAGGAACAGGUCAAGUGCAUCGAGGGUAUGAUCGACGCCGCCGAGGUCCGAUCAAGAUCUGCCGACAAGCCCAAGACGUUCGACGAGUGGAUCAUUCGAAUGAUGGGUGCGUCACAUCUUGUUGAAUCGGGUACGCGAGAAUGAUGAACUGACUCUGAACGUUGCGCUAAUGAUUAGGUGUCGGUUUGGCCGACCUCUUCAUGCGACCUUACAACUUCAAGGUUUGGGCCACGCCUACGACAGAGGUGAGGAAAGAACAUUUGCCGUGAGAGCAACAGGUUACUCAAUUCAACUUCUUUCAUACUUGCAGAUGCAAUGCGAAUGGCUCGGUGAGCGUGUCGCUGCCCCUAGCUUGAAGUUGGUCGUCAGUAACGUUCUCAACAAGAAGACCGCUGGUAACUGGUGAGCGCCCCAGCUUGACUUCCAACGAAAGCUUAACCGAGCUAAUGAAACCACCUUCCGGAUCACCAGGGGUCCCAACGCGACUUUCAAGUUCCCGGCUCGCGAUGGUACCGGAGGUAUCUGGAAAGCCGUCGCAAAGACGUUGCCUCAAGAGCGCUUCUCCUUCAACAAGACCGUCGUCCGCAUCGAAGGCGCCAACAAGAUCGCCCACCUCUCCGACGGGUCCUCCGUCGCUUACCGUUCGCUCAUCUCCACCAUGCCUUUGGACGAGAUGGUUGAACUCGUCGAUGGAGCCGAGAACUUGACCAAGACCUCAAGGGAGCUGAUCUACUCCUCAACUCACGUCAUCGGUGUUGGAGUUCGUGGUGUCUUGCCCCCUCGUAUCGGUGACAAGUGUUGGCUCUACUUGUGAGUUUUCUCCUUAUGAAGACACCGCAAAACGACCCGGAUGCUGAUUGCUUUCAUGCUUCCUCCAGCCCCGAGUCCGACUCGCCGUUCUACCGAGCGACCGUCUUCUCUAAUUACUCGCCUUACAACUGCCCUCAACCCGAAGUCAAGAUCAGGACAAUCCAGACCGCUGAUCCCUCGCUGAGUGGUUCGGUCGACACCAAGUCGGAGCGAGCUGGUCCUUGUGAGUCACACUGCCAUGCUACACCUCUGCGAAGAACAGUUUACUGAUGAACGAACGUACCCCUCUUAGACUGGUCUUUGAUGCUCGAGGUGUCCCAAUCGUCGCAAAAACCCGUUGACGAGGAGAACUUGAUGAAGGACUGCAUCCAAGGCAUGAUCAACACCGGUCUCCUGCAACCGUCGGACGAGAUCGUCUCGACCUACCACCGCAAAUUCCAUCAUGGUUACCCGACCCCUUCCUUGAGUCGUGACGGCCAACUCAAGACGCUCUUGCCCGAACUCAAGGACAAGUACGCCAUCUGGUCGCGUGGACGUUUCGGCUCGUACAAGUACGAAGUCGCGAACCAGGACCACUCGUUCAUGAUCGGUGUCGAGGCUGUCGAUGGGAUCUUGUUCGGUGCACCAGAGAUGACGCUCAACGACCCGGAUUGGGUCAACGGGCGAAGGAACGUCGAGAGGAGGUUGUAG